Lichtheimia ornata is the source of this 1266-nucleotide messenger RNA. RefSeq lists its product as uncharacterized. Bases 1 to 1266 code for a protein of 421 amino acids. Lineage: Eukaryota; Fungi; Mucoromycota; Mucoromycetes; Mucorales; Lichtheimiaceae. Gene Ontology annotation, molecular function: zinc ion binding. Gene Ontology annotation, cellular component: transcription factor TFIIH core complex; transcription factor TFIIH holo complex. The record is from RefSeq and is a predicted model, not a curated record. Gene Ontology annotation, biological process: DNA-templated transcription; regulation of transcription by RNA polymerase II; nucleotide-excision repair. The transcript is spliced from 5 exons.
AUGGGCACACGACGACCUCUCGACGACGAAUACAUUGACAUUGACGACACAUUUGACGGCAAUCAAGAUGAGGAUGCUGGCAAGGGCGGUUACUCUUGGGAAGAAGAAUACAAGCGCAGCUGGGAUGUGCUUCAAGAGGAUGAAGAGGGUCGUCUUAGUAGCGUAGUCGCCCAAUUACAACAGCAACGGAAACGGAGAAGGCUUCUUAAGGAUACUGCCGUCAUUCAGCGUGGUAUUAUUCGACACAUGUUCCUCGUCAUUGACCUCUCGGAAGCCAUGAACGAGAAAGACUUGCGACCGAGUCGAGUUGAACUUACAGUAACUUACGCCAAGCAAUUCGUCAUUGAAUAUUUCGAUCAGAACCCAAUAUCGCAACUUGGCAUCAUCAUUACACGCGAUGGCAUUGCAGAAAAGUUAACCGAGCUUAGCGGCAACCCCAAUGAUCACACACGAGCUCUUGAUACACGCAAAAACAUUGAAACGAGUGGUGAACCAUCAUUACAAAAUGCAUUGCAGCUGGCACGAUCGAGUAUGGUGAGCGUUCCAAGCCAUGGUUCCAAGGAGAUCUUGCUCAUCUUUGGAGCAUUGACGACAUGUGAUCCAUCGAAUAUCCACGACACCGUCAGCUUGUUACAAAAGGAGAAUGUACGAGUCAACAUUGUCGGUUUAGCAGCAGAGGUGCAAAUAUGCCGUGUAUUGAGUAAAAUGACCAAAGGCAGCUAUGGUGUGGUAUUGAAUGAGGCGCAUUACAAGGAUCUAUUAUUCGAAGCCAUCCCUCCACCAGCUACAGCUCCCAAUAGAAGUGCAUCCAACUUGGUCCAAAUGGGAUUUCCAAGGAGACACACUGAGAGUCAGGCCACAUUUUGCGUAUGUCAUUCACGUUUAACGACCGUUGGCUAUAUAUGUCCACGAUGUGGAUCCAAAGUAUGCGAUCUCCCAAGCGACUGUGACAUUUGUGGUAUGACUUUGGUUUCCUCCCCACAUCUUGCUCGAUCGUACCAUCAUUUGUUUCCCGUGGAUAACUUUGACGAAGUCCGUUUAAGCGCAUUACACCAUACGCAUUGUUUUUCAUGUCUCGUGGCAUUUGAUAAAGAUGCUGGAACGGCUGCUGCAGGAACAAGCGCAUACGCAUGUCCUAAAUGCAAACACGAGUUUUGCCCCGAUUGCGAUAUCUUUAUCCAUGAGGUUCUUCACAAUUGUCCAGGUUGUUGGAGUGCUGGUUCCAAAGAUAGCAACCCCAAUAAGGAUCAAGAAAAUCAAGCUUAA